AUGGCGGCUGCAGGCCAAGGAGCUGGGCUGGCGGGCAUGAUUGCCUUCGCCCUUGAGAAUGGCGAGACCGGCAUCAUAUCCUCGGCGGACCGGCGAGCUUAUGAUCAUAUCAUCCACCAUACUGUUGGGGCUAUUCCCCCAGUCGGUCUUGAAGCUAAUCCUAGUCCACCAGAUGCCCAUGUCGUUGACAUCUUGUCGAAAUCCAAACUUCCUGAAGAUGAUUUGGAUGAGAUAUGGGAGCUUGCGAAAAGCGUUGAGUCGGAGGAAUCAGAAGAUGGGUACUGGUCCACUUUGGAGGUUUAUGUGGCACUUCAUUUCGCUCAACUACAUGCGCGUAUCGAGUCUACUGAGAUGGCACUACUAUAUACUGGAGUCGCAUUGACGACCGGAAAGAAGCUUGGCCGUAAAUCCAGCUACAAGCAAGCUCGCGCCGCCUCAUUGGCUUUCGAGACUGCUCCACCCAUGCCGCAGAUACCUGCAUCUGAGAUUCAACGGACACGCUCGCAGGCAGCACCCCAUGGCGCCACAUCUCUCCAUCCUUCCAACCAGUGGAAUUCUGUGGUUGAUGCCGAUACAUCAUUACACCGCCGGCAUUCCCACCAGACUUCCUCUGAGCGUGACAACACCUCGCUUAGCCAAGUUGGUCUAGAGGCAGUGAACGAGCUCGAUACCAUUCUACGUGAGGGCAGUGUGCGGAGUGAUACUGCCACCCGAGCCCAAAGACUGGCGACCAUACUCAAAACAAGAUGCCCCGACAUCUCCUUGGGUUCAGUCAUUCAAUCUGCCGGGCCCCGUGUCUCCGCCGCUAAUGAAGGAGAGGCGCACGCAGCUCUCGUCAGAAUCCAUCGCCCCCAAUUCAAAGACCCUAGCAAAGGCUUUGGAAAGCUCAGGUCUAAAUCUACGAAAGACAAAAAGCGAGACACACAGACUUGGAUAUUCAGUGAUGAAGAGAAAAGCCGUGCAUUACAAGAGGCGGUGGACACUGGUUUUGUAGGGAUUGCUGAAGCUCUACUAGACAAGGGUACAGAUCCGAACCAGGUCAAAGUUGAGGAGAAAAGUAAAGUUCUUCGAUCGAAAAGCGUUACAGCUAAGUCGGUCAACUACAUUUUGAAGGCAGCUGCCAACAACGACACCGAGAUGGUGAGCCUUCUUGCGAGCCGUGGAGUCUCUUCAAACAGUAAGGAACUUGCUUUGGACCAAGCUGUCAAACAGAGCUUGCCUGCUGUAGUAUUGACCCUCCUACAGUAUAACGUCGAUGCUAAUGCACUUGGUGGAAGUAUCUUCCAAGCAGCGAUCAGCUCCCAAAGGCCAGACAUUGUAAAGCUGCUGUUGCGAGCGCGCUCGAAUGUGAAAACGGCCUAUAUCACGGCGAAUCUUCCACUCGCAGUCUCUCAAGGAAAUCAGGAGAUGAUCUCUAUAUUAGUUUCGAGCGAAGCCGACGUAAAUGCUGAGAGCGCUACAGCACUUCGUAAAGCCGUUCAAUCGCAAAAUGUCGAUCUUGUUCUUCCGAUCAUGAAAGGAAGACCAUCCAAAGAGACUGUUUCCAUCGCAUUUCAAGAUGCCUUUUCAGCAAACAGCUCCGCAUCCCUUGUCGAACAAUAUCUACUCCUCGAGAUCUUGCUCUGUGGAGGUGCCGAAGGUAACAACGUUGCUGAAACACUCAUCCAUGUUGUCCGUGCCGGCCAUCGAAAUCUGGCUAAGCUCUUGAUACUGCAUGGGGCGUCUACACAAUACAAAAACGCUCAAGCUUUACGUAUCGCUGUAGCUGGCGGCAAUGUUGGGCUCGUAGCCUGCCUUUUGAAGGGGUCCAUCUCUGCUGAUAGCAUCAAUGGAGCCUUCAAUGAGAUUACCAAGCCUUACGAUGAGCAACAAGCGUACGCUUUGAUGUCAGCUCUCAUAUUCAAAGGUGCUACGGGUCGACCGCUUGACGAUGCACUUGUAGCUACGGUGCAGCAAGGCUGCAUUGCGUUGGUUAAACUGCUGCUUGACCACAAUGCCUGUGUGAACUAUAAGGGUGCUCAAGCUCUCAAGAUUGCCGCGAGCGCAGGCGAUUUGUUUACGCUCCGGAUCUUAUCCAACAAAGGGCGACCGCAAACGCAGUCGAUGGACCAGGUCCUUCCAAUGAUUCCACCUAGCCCCCCUAAAUUGAAAUACGAGAUGACUAGGUGCCUCAUCGAGGCUGUUUCACCAGCAAAGCUACAGACUAGCGCACUUGAUCUUGCGUUGGUGAAGGCUAUAGACUCGGAAACAGAAGCAAUCGAUUAUAAUCUAGUCAAUAUUCUAGUAACGUCGGGAGCUAACGUCGACUGUCAGCAAGGACAGUGCUUUCAACUUGCUGCGAGGCGAGGGGUGAUGGAGUUGUUGCAGAUCUUCAUUCAGAGAUCAUCACAUCUAUCUUUACUCUCUACGGCCGUUCCGAAUGCAAUGAGACUCUCGAACUCGGCGCUGAGGCGAAAGGUCGUCGCCUUGAUGCUCGAUCAUGGCGCACAAGGACCGACUGUCUCCCAAGCCCUCAUUGAUUCUCUAUCCGAGAACCCAAUGGAUGAGGACUUGAUGGCAUCUCUACUCACCAAGGCCGAUGUAGACUACCGAGAGGGUCAAGCCCUAAACCUUGCAAUGCAGUACUCAACAAGAAUACUCUCUAGGAUAAUUCAAGUAGGCAAACCAGGCCAAAAAACAAUGGCUCACGCCUUGACCAUGUGCAUUAAUCCAAGGACGCGGGAACGGGAGGCAAAACUGGACUUAUUCCUGAAAGCUGGAGUGAACCAAGAGACUUUAGACGGAGCGCUUGUAUCAGAGAUAUCAAGCCGAUCAGGAUACAGUAUGCAUGUAGUCAAGGCGUUGCUGAAAUAUGGCGCCUCAUGCACCUUCGAUGACGGGAAAGCGCUCGAGCUCGCAGCGCGGAACGGCGAUUCGAAGCUUUUAGAACAACUUCUUGGAACCCAGCCUAGCGUCGAUAUCCUGCCAAUGAUCCUCCUCACGGCGAUGAAAGAAACUCCAAGGGGCUUCAAGUUUGACACCGUAGGCCUCAUUCUCAACGCUGGUGCCAGAGGCGAUAAAAUCAGCCAAGCUCUAACAUACGAAGUCUGUAGCACCACAGAUUGCGAGCUAAGAAUUGUUCAGUUGCUCAUCACUUACGGUGCAGAUCUAAGCUACAAGCAUGGCCAGGCUUUGAAACAUACAGUCUCUGUGCCAUUAAGCAUAGAAUUGCUCCGUACACUGAUCGAGUCGAAGGGAGCUUCAAAAGUUAUAUCACGUUUGGUGCCAUUAGCAAUGAAGCAUAUUGAGCCAGUCAGAUUGCCAUUACUGCAAAUCAUUCUCGAGAAAGGGGCCUCAGGACCGGAUGUGGAUACCGCUCUGGUGACCGCUGUCUCAGAGUCCCCUCCGUCCCAACUCACUGUAGAAAUAUUGCUUCGAUAUGGUGCUUCACUUGACCAUGAUCACGCGAAGGCCGUCAAAUGCGCAGCAGAAAAUGGGGAUCCAACGAUCCUCCAGGCACUACUGUCAAAGUCUUGCAAGCUAAGAUAUCUAUCAGAAGCUCUCCAAACAGCCAUGCAAGCGUCUCAGUCUGAGAAUGAUGCAAGCAGAGAACAACGAUUCGCUUGCAUCAAGUUACUUACUGAUGUUGGGGUACAAAACGACGAUUCAAUCCAUAGGGGUUUGAUUCAAGCCGUGGAGGAACGUGAUCAUUUCCUUGCACAACAUUUUCUCAACAACGGCGGGGACCCAAACCACGAUAACGGUGCAAGUGUAAGAGAAGCAGCUGUACAUGGCGAUAUUAUCUCUCUCCAGAUGCUACUCCGAGUGAAGUCGAUCCCAGGUGUCUGCUCCGUCGCUUUUGAAGCCGCGUCGCAGGAGCAGCUCAAGCAUCCAAGUAUCAGUAUCGAAUGCCUUUACAAUGUGUAUUCCAUGCUUGUCACGGCUGGUUCUGCAGGUCCUGCCGUUGAUGCAGCCUUUCUCGAGGCGCUCAUUGACCGUCAACCAUCCAAAAACGAUUUUGUGGAUACGGUGCUCAAAGCUGAAGGUUCAUUAGACGUCAACUUCAAAAAGGGUAAAAGUCUUUGCAUAGCUGCCAGUGCGGGCUUGUUUCCAAUCGUGGAGGCAUUACUGAAACGUAAUCCAAGUAAGGCUACAUUGCGAUCAGCAUUCAUGUCCGCACUUCGAUCCCGAUCUCAAGAGAAGGACAUCAUCAAAGUGACAAGACUGUUUCUUGAGCACUCGAAAAAUGAGAAAUUUGUGUACUUUCAAGACAAGACAAUGAGCGGACCUCUUUACACAGCCUUGCAUCAGCACGCCGGGAAGCCAGAACUAUUGGAAUACCUGCUUGACAACGGGUGUUCAACUGAGGCUCAAUUUACAUGGCAAUUUUCUCGCGAGUCUGAAGUGGAGGAAACCUCUGCGCUGCUGUGGCUCAUCUGUCAAGCGGAUCGCUCGACUGACACUCGGACAGUCAAGCUGCUUCUUGACCGAGGGGGUGACGCAAAUUUCCGUACUCCCUGUUCAAGUAACAGCCCUUUGAUUAUGGCUGCUGCAGCAAGUCAACCCGAUUUAGUCAUGCAGCUCUUGAAAGCCGGUGCUCACGCGCAGACAGAGAAUGCUUUGGGAGAAACUCCCCUUCAACAUGCAACCAGUUCGGGGUGCGUUGAGAGCGUGAAGCACCUAAUCAGCUACAAUGCACAAGUGAACGACGAAUCUUUACACAUGGGUGCAAGAUUAGCACGAGCUGAGGCUGUGAAAGCUCUCCUCGAACAUGGCGCUGCAAUAGACUAUCCAGGCACUCUCUCGUGCAAUGGACGGACUGCUCUGGGCGAGAUUUGCCAGAUGGCGUCCCCGGAUGACGACCCAGCUGAACUCAAACAGACCAUCGCAGAGCUCGUGAAAGCAAAACCUGACCCCGGGAAAUUGACCAAAGGAAGAGCGCACGUCAUUCUGGCACUCGAGAACGACAAUCCUCUAGGAAUACUUAGAAUACUGUUUGCAGCUUGGCCUUCCCUGCGAGAGCAUCUCAACGCCGACUACAACAUCUACCAUGGCCAAGGGAAUCUCCGCUAUAGCCCAACAGCAUACGCUCGCCACUUCCUUUGCCGGCGUCCGUUUGACAGGCGUCAUCUCUCUAUGGAAACCCGAUGCUGCAACCUCCCGAACUGCCCCGGCCCAGCACUCGAAGACCUCCUCCACCAUCACGGCUGCCUCGACCGCUUCUGGAACGACAAAGCUGGCGCCAACCAGCCCUCCGGCACGUGCAGACCCCCUCAACACAUCAUCGACGCUCAGAUUGAAGCCGCCGCAAUCCGCAAAGAACAAGAGAAACAAGCCCGCAUCCGCGCGGAGAAAGAGCGCCAACGGCUCGAAGCCCAAGCAAUCCGCGACGCAGAAGCAGCGGCCGACCGCCAACGCGAACGCGACCACCAAGCCGUGAUUGAAGAAGGCCGGCGCGCCGACGCACGCGAAGACCGACGCCGGCUCGAAUUCGCCGAAUCACAGCGUCGCGCCGACGAAGCAGCAGCAGAGUCAGAACGUCGGGCAGAGGAAGCAGCAGCGCGAUCCCGGCGGGAUGCGGAGGAGGCGAGACACAGAGCGGAGGCUGCGCGGGAGAAGCGGGAGCAUGAGGCCAGGUUGGCGAGGACAAGGUCGUUGGCGAACGAGGAGGAACGGCAUCGGACACGGCAGGAGAAGGGCAAGAUGGCUGCUUUGGAGAAGCAGGCGAGGCUGGAGAAAGAGGUUUUGAGGGAGCGGAGGCAGUUUGUGGAAAGUGCGGCUGGGUUGGUGACGCAGGCGCAGAUUGCGGGGGUGGGACAGAGGGAGAUGGGGCAGAUUUUGGGGGAGGUUGGGGAGGGGGCUAGGGGACGGUAUUUGACUAAUAGAUAG
Messenger RNA from Bacidia gigantensis, 5868 nucleotides. RefSeq lists its product as uncharacterized. The transcript has 3 exons. Lineage: Eukaryota; Fungi; Ascomycota; Lecanoromycetes; Lecanorales; Ramalinaceae. The coding region runs from base 1 to 5868 and encodes 1955 amino acids. Gene Ontology annotation, molecular function: protein binding. The record is from RefSeq and is a predicted model, not a curated record.